Molecule: messenger RNA, 1337 nt
Organism: Eublepharis macularius
Lineage: Eukaryota; Metazoa; Chordata; Lepidosauria; Squamata; Eublepharidae
Gene: TERF1
Product: telomeric repeat binding factor 1
Exons: 10
Coding region: 1-984 (327 amino acids)
Biological process (GO): telomere maintenance
Cellular component (GO): nucleus; chromosome, telomeric region
Molecular function (GO): telomeric repeat DNA binding; protein homodimerization activity
Source: RefSeq, a predicted model, not a curated record
AUGAAAAUGCUGAAUAAGAGAGGAGGAAUCGGAGCAGGCGCACCCGCGCGCGAGCAGUUUGAAAAUGGAGCCGCAGCUGUUAUCAAAGGGUUACGCAGAAUAGAAGCACAUCAGUUAAAAACAGUAUGCAUUUGUCAACUUUUGGUGUGUGUUGCAGAAGGAAAAUCACUUGAUUCUCAUUUUGGAAGUGAUCAAAAAAUUUCAUCUCUGGAAAAUGCUCUGUCAGUUUGGACUUCACUUCAAAAAGUACAAAGUAAACAAGAUAAACUACAUGAAGAUAUCAAAUGCUUAAUUCAGAUUCAGGCUGUAGCAGUGUACAUGGAAAAAGGCUAUUUUAAGGAAGCUACAGACGUCUUAGAAAGGCUAUUUCCAGAAUCUCUUUCAAAUGAGCCUUUAAGAAUGAAGCUGGUUGCAAUAACAAAACAAAAAGAUCCAUAUCACCAGUUCCUCCAGCAUUUCAGUUUCAACCUUAUGACUGAGAAAAUCAAAUACUAUGUUAGUAUGUUCUUAAAUGAAGAGUCUAACAAUUUUCUAAUGAAGGAAGCUACAAAAGAGGCAGAAACUAAAAAAUCAGAAAAAAUAGUAACACACAAACAGUACAGUGAAAAUGAAGCAAAUGCAAAAAACCUCUUGGAAAGUAUACAAAGAUCACAUAAACAGUCUUGGUCCUUAACUGGUCAAGCAGUUUGGGAUUUGGGACAGAUACGGUGUCCCCCUAGAACAAGAAUUACAAAACGGAAAGCUCUCCAAAGUAAGAAACAUUUGCAGAGUAUUGAAAAUGUUCAGGAAGGUGAAAACGAUCUACUUGCUUGUCAGAAGAGACAGCGCUGGAGCUUUGAAGAAGACAAGAAACUGAAAGAAGGUGUACGGAAAUUUGGUGUAGGAAACUGGACUCAGAUUCUUCAACAUUAUGACUUCAACCAUCGAACUAAUGUAAUGUUGAAAGAUAGGUGGAGGACUAUGGUUCGGUUAAGCAUGGUUUAGUUGUCUCUCCUAAGUAGUGUACCCAUUGUUGUAUAACUCUCACGCCACACUUUUUUUCCAACUUCUUACUCUCUGUAAGAAGUACAAUAAUGUAAAUUAAUGCAUAUUUUCUUUACUAAAAAUAAUGUUCAUUUUCAAUGUUUUUAGUACAUUCUAUAUGCAUCUUGGUUCUUGUAAAUAGUUUUUAAUAAAAUAAAGCAAUAAUGCUAACUCCCGCCUAGAGAAUGCAGCAUCCAGGCUUACUUCCAGGCCCUUAGGAGUAUCUCUUGCAUAAAUUUUGUCACUAAACUGUUUAACAUUGAAAAUCCGAACAUAUUUAUGCUACCAAAUGUGCUACUGAACUCAACAAGAUU